Messenger RNA from Brassicogethes aeneus, 3417 nucleotides. Lineage: Eukaryota; Metazoa; Arthropoda; Insecta; Coleoptera; Nitidulidae. The record is from the annotation of a GenBank genome assembly.
UGUUGUGUAUUUGUCUUUGUAUUUCUGGGUUGAUGGUUUGUUAAAUAACACCCAGUCUCCAAUCCAACUCUUUAUUCCAAUAUCACUUAAAACUUAUUCUUACAGAAAAUUAACCUCGUGUGUAAAACCGCCAUACUUGUCUACUUUUUCCCUUCCUUCCGGCUGACGUAGUUGGCGCUAAAUUCAAAUAUGAAUAUCCAACAUUUUGCUAACGUCAUAUGUGAAAUCGCGAAAGUACGGACCUGUUUUGAAAAGUACGGUCAUUUUUUAGCCGGCGCGCCGGUACGGUUUUGUUUAGAGACAAAGGUUAUUUUGUUUAUUUUUGUUUUUUUAUUUACUACAGUUCGCAAGCCUGUCGACAGCAUAUACUUUUUAUCCUUUUUCUAUGCUUAGUAUUGUGCACAAUCCAUUGUGGUAUUGUGCUUAGCACAGAACAUAAGUAUAUGAUUUAAAUUUAUAAGACGGAAAACGAAUAAUAUUGAAAUAAACCAUAAACAGUAAGAAUAUAGAUAAUAGAUAAAUGAUUCAAGGGAUGAGUUGAACUCAGAUUCUCUUGAUUGAGACCCUUGAUCAUAUAAAAUAAAUUUUAAAACAUAAUGAGCUGGCCAAAUAGCUUGUAAAUAAGCUAAAGGCCAUUACCCCUGAACACAGUGCUUCUGUGUUCAGAUUGAAGAAGAAAGAAGAAGUAUAUGUUCUGUGAAGUAUAUGAUCGACAGAGGUGCGGGAAUCACAAGUUAGCGUCUUUCCGCCAUUUUAUUGCUUUUCUUUCGUUGUAUAACCCCAGACAAAACCAAGAUGUUUUUUAUCGGAAUAUCUAAUAAUCCGGAUCCGCUGCAAUUUGCAGAGUUGUUAAAUGAAAUCGAAACUCAGCAACAAUUGAAUGUUACACCGCUACAUUUAGCUGCAGCACACGGUGAAUUGGAUUUAGUCAACACUUUAUUAGCAGAAGGUUUCGAUAUUAACUCACAGACUAAGCAUAAAAGACUUAUGCCUCUGGAUUUUGCAAUUCAAGAAAAUCGCUUGGAGAUAGUUAAGUUUCUUAUUGCUCAUGGAGCAGAUGUAAACCAUAAGAUCAUUAAGGGGUUUACGCCUUUAAGUUUUGCCUCCCAGCAAGGCUGUUUAGAUAUAGUCAACACUUUGAUUGACAAUGGGGCAGAUCUUAACACUAAAACAGAUGAACUUAAUACACCUUUACACAUAGCAGCACAGAAUGGUCAUCUAAAUAUAGUAAAUGUUUUUAUUGAAAAGGGAUUAGAUAUUAAUGCUGCAAAUAAUGAUAGACUAACACCUUUGCACUUAGCAGUUCAAAGUGGUAACCUUAAGGUAAUUAAAGCUCUUAUUUCACAUGGGUCUGAUAUUAAUGCUGGAUGUUCAAGCAUGUGUAACACUAGAGUUGAAACAAACAUCACACCCUUACUUUUUGGAGUACAAAGUGGUAGAUUGGAUAUAGUGAAGGCUCUGCUCGAAGCGGGAGCCAAUGUUAAUGCCAAAACAGGGGAUAAGAUAACACCCCUACAUGUAGCAUCUCAAAAGGGCUUUUUGGAGUUGGUGGACAUUUUACUUAAAGCAAAAUCCAAUGCCAAUGCCAAGGAUCAUAAUAAUUAUACACCUCUGCAUUUGGCAGCAGAACGUAAUCAAUUUGCAGUCAUUAAGUCUCUCCUUCUUGUAGAGGGAAUUGAUGUUAAUGCUAAAAACCACCUUAAUUCCACAGCUUUACAUAUGGGGUCUCAGCUUGGCCAUAUAGAAGUGGUGAAGCUACUAAUAGAGAAAAAAGCCAAUGUCAAUGCUAAAAAAAACAAAGGUUUUACACCUUUACAUCUAGCAAUUCAGCAAAAGCAUUUUGAGUUGAGUGAUUUUUUAAUUAAAAACGGAGCAAAUAUCAACAUCACAGAUGAUCAGGGUUGCACUCCUCUACAUUUUGUGGCACAUCAUGGUAAUUUAGAAGUUGCUAAAUUGUUCCUUGCUAAAGGAGCAGACAUUAAUGCUAAAACAAUUGAAAGUUACACCCCUCUACACUUGGCAGUAGACAAUGAUCAUUUAAAGUUGGUUAAAUGGCUCUUAAAGAACGGGGCAGAUGUUAAUGCUCUUGAUAACAAAAAUAGGACUCCUUUACAUAUGGCAGCACAACAUGGUUUCGAUAAGAUUGCCACUGUGCUGUUAAAACAUGGUGCCAGUGUAAAUUUAACAAAAAAUCAAAGAAAACAUCUUGCAGCAAAAUAUGGUCAAAAGGUAGUCAAAACUCUUGUUAAAAAUGGAGCGGAUUUUAAAAAUAUUCAAUUAGAUAAAAAUCCAUUUAGUGGAUCUGAAUUUGACCAACAACAGUUGCCAUCAACACCACCAAAGGUAAGGGUACAAAAAGCGGAAGCAACCAUCUCGAAACCGGAACCGGAACUGCCCGAGAACAAGCGCUUGGCCAGGGAAGAAAAAGAGCAGGGAAACGCGUUUUACAAGAAGAAAGAGUUUGAUGAGGCCAUCGCGCGUUACCGUAAAGCUAUCGAACACGAUCCUACGGAUAUAACGUUCUACAACAACUUGGCGGCGGUGCACUUCGAGCAGAAAGAGUUCGAGAAAUGCGUAAAGGAGUGCGAGAAAGGCAUCGAAAUCGGCCGGGAGAACCGCGCCGAUUUUAAGUUGAUAGCGAAAUCGUUUAUGAGAAUAGGUAACGCGUACAAAAGAAUGAAGAAAUACGAAUCGGCGAAAACUUGCUACGAAAAGUCCCUAACGGAGCACCGAACACCGGAAGCGGAAAGCCUGCUUUCCGACGUGGAAAAAGUCAUCAAAGAAGAGGAGAUAAAGGCUAAUUUCGACAUGGAACUCGCCGAGAAGGAGAAAGAAAAGGGCAACGAAUUAUUCAAAAAAGGAGACUUUGCCGCAGCCUUGAAGCACUACUGCGAAGCUAUUAAACGCAACCUAGACGACGCGAAGCUGUACAGCAACAGGGCGGCGUGUUACAUGAAGUUGGGAUUAGAAGACUGCGAUAAGUGCGUUGAAUUGGACCCUAAAUUUCUUAAAGGCUUCAUCAGAAAGGGACAUAUUCUUCAAGGUAUGCAGCAACAGGAAAAGGCCAUCUUUGCCUUCUUAAAAGCCCUGGAAAUCGAUCCAAACAACGCAGAAGCGCUUCAUGGCCUCAGGGCCUGCAUUAUUGAGAAUUCCAACUUGGAAGGAGAUCAGAAUUCUGAGAAGAUUUGGCAGAGGGUCAAGCACGAUCCGGAAGUGCAGGCCAUUUUGAAACUUCCUGCAAUGCGCAGGAUCCUGGAACAAAUGCAAAACGACGUGCUUUGCCAGAUCUCCUAAAGAGUCCCAAUGUCGCGGCAAAAAUACAAUAAUUAGAAUCUUGUAUUCUUGCUGGUAUUAAUAAGUUAGGUUUAAGUGUUUUUUGUAUUUUAAUGGGUUAUAAUAAACUAUGUGCUUCUUUCC